This is a messenger RNA of Naegleria fowleri, 4434 nucleotides long. RefSeq lists its product as uncharacterized. Gene Ontology annotation, cellular component: endoplasmic reticulum. The coding region runs from base 1 to 4434 and encodes 1477 amino acids. Gene Ontology annotation, molecular function: UDP-glucose:glycoprotein glucosyltransferase activity. The record is from RefSeq and is a predicted model, not a curated record. The transcript has 2 exons. Lineage: Eukaryota; Heterolobosea; Eutetramitea; Acrasida; Naegleriidae.
AUGACUCCACACAGUCAUGUAGUACUGCGUCCUCUUCAUCAUGACCAUCACAUUAAUUUAUUCACCAUUGCUCGGAUCAGUAUGGCUGUGAUGGUGGUAUCCGUUUUGGUUCUAAUGACGAUGAUGAGUGUUAAUGAUGAUGGAAAAGUAUUGGCAAAUGAAAUUUUGUCCACUUCGGGAUCAGCAACACUACAAAGUAAAUUAGAUAUUGAAGUGAAAGCUACAUGGAAGGAGACUCCAUUAUUAUUAGAGGCUUUUGAGUUUUUUGCCGAUAAAUUUCCAGAAAAGAGAAUUUCGUUUUUAAAUUCAAUUCCAUGUGAGAGUGUGAAUCGUCAUGCUCAUGUCAAAAGUUUUGUGCUGGAUUUGGCAAGGCAAUUGAAUGUUUCAAAUGGAGAAGCGUCACUUCUCGAUUUUGCUCUUGAUACGAGACACUAUUCUCCAAGAGUUAAAGUUCAAUACACAAAGAACAUUAACAUUUCCACUACUGACUUGAAUUAUCCAAUAGAGAAGUCUGAAGAGAGCAUUGAAUAUCUAGAUCAUACAUUCAACACCAUAGGCCAAAAGAAAAUUAAUUUUCUAUUUGCUGACAUUUUGACAAAAGAUGGAUGUAUGGCUGUGCAAAAGUAUAUUUCUUCCAAUCAGAGCCCUUUUGUCUUGAGAUUGGUUCGAUUAACAAAUGAUGGAACAAAAAUUGAUCAAGAGGAGACAGUGAAGGAAACGUACAUGAAAGAAGAUGACCAUUCACAUAGUCAAUUACUAUCUAUUAGGGGAUAUGGCGUCGAAUUACAAAUCAAAAAUAUGGAGUAUAAGCAAACUGCUGAUGACGACUUUGUCAGUGGAAAUGAUACCUUCUUUAGAGGUGUUAAUUUUAACAAACUGAAGAAAAAUUAUUCACAUCUUUCUCAUGAUUUGGACACACUCAAGCUGCAUCUCCAACAAAAGGACUCAAAAUCAGAAAAACUCAAAGUAUGGGAAAUGAAAUAUUUUGGAUUGCAGGCUUUAACAAAAAUUAUGGCAGAAUCUUCGUUUGAUGCCAAACUGGAUCUAUUACAAAAUAUUGCUCAAAAUUUUCCUAGUUAUCUGAAAGAGUUAAAGAACACGGCAUUUGAAGAUGAAUUCAAAGAAAAGGUACAAUCUCAACUCUCGCGAUAUGAGAAUGCCUUCAAGACGAGAAAUCCAAACAAUCCUCAAGAGGUGAUACGAAGAAAUGCCAUGUUCUUGAAUGGACUAGAGUUGGACCUAUCAAAAUUAUCUGUCUUUUCUUUGUUCGAAGCCAUUGCCAAAGAAACAAAAUUUGUCAAGUUGCUCUCCUCCAAUUUCUUCCAAAGCAAGAACUCUAUUAAUGCUCUUUUUUAUAAUUCUGGCUCCCCAAAUAGAGAUCUUCGAUUCAAACUCUCCAAGAACUUGGAGAAGGAAAUUCAUUGGUUCAAUAAUAUUGAAGGUGAGGGUUAUCACAACUUUCCAAGAGAGCUCCAUACCAUGCUCUACACUACCAUGUAUGGCCAAAUGAGAUUUGUCAAGAGAAAUUUGUUCAAUGCAGUCUUCAUUAUUGAUCCUGCCAGCACUCAAAAGAGUGUCCAGCAACUACUCUAUAUUUUAGGUAACAUUAUGAAUAGAGGAUAUCCUAUUCGAAUUGGUGCUCUAUUUAUUCCUAAAGUAACUACAUCUUUUGUUGAUGUUGAUUUGGUGGGUUCCUCAACAACACCUCAAUCUGGUGUCAUUGAUGAUCUUUCUUUGCAUGCCAUCUCAUUAUUAGAGAGAAUGACAAAGGAAAAUAGAGCCAUCUUCCCAAUUUUAAGAGAAUUUAUGGACAGAGAUUCUUUUGAUAAGCAAUUUGUGGAUGAUCUUCAGAAGAGAUACUUUGGAUCUGUAAAACUUUCAAAACAAUCGGAUUUACUCAAUAGAUAUAAGCUUUUCACAGACAUGGGCUUCAAUGUUAAAGAAUCUCCAAUUAUCUUUGUGAACGGAGCUGUAAUUCAAUCGGAUGAGCCAGACAUGACAGGCGAUCAACUUGUCCUUAAGGGCGUCAGAGAUCAAUACGAGAGUGUUAAAAAUCUUAUCCGUGAGAAUACUAUUGUGGAUACAGACAAGAGUUUGCUCGAAAAAAUCAUUGAUCACUACAAGGGAUUCGACAAAUUCAACACUGAAAUCUUCCAAAGACAGAAAUAUAAUUUGGUAUCACUGGAUGAGUUGGAAGAGAUUGACAUGCUCCAAAAUCCUGAAGGUGAAGGAUCUGUUAAGCAAACAAACCUCAUUUGUCUCUCAGAGUCACGUGACUCCGCAUCAAUAAUCCGUGCUGCCAUUGAAUUUUUGAAAAAUAACAAAGAAACAAGAAUUGGUCUCUUGAAUGCAGACAAGAAAUUAUUGCACACUCACAACAAGUUCCACAGCGUAUACACACCUUCCUAUGAGACACAAAACACAAAAUUAACACACAAGCAAUUCUGUGCUAAAUAUUUCUCUAGUGAUGAAAUUGGAGUCAUUUCCAUGAAUGGAAGAACUAUUGCGCUCUCUGGAGAGUUUACCACCAAAGAUUUUGAAAUUCUAGGCGCCUAUGAAAGCGCAAAUCCAUCCAUGAAGAAAAUAUUAGAAGAAAACAAUUAUGCCAGCAUAGAUCCUGCUCUGGUUACUAGUGAUUUUAUUAGUGACAUCUUUUUCGGCGUUUCUUCUGCAUUCAAAGUGUUUAAUCGAUACCAUCGACAGGAUAUGAAUUAUAUUCAAGCAAGUGAUGUGACUACCUUAAAGACAAAUAAUAGUGGAGAUCUCAAGCUGAUUGCAAUUCUGAAUCCACUUUCCAAACAAGCUCAAAAAUUCACUCCAAUGAUCAAGUUCCUAAAGGAAAAAUUUGGUGAUCAUAUUGAAAUUGUGAUUCAUUUAAAUCCAGAUCUAGAAACUUCAAGUCUUCCACUUCAAAGUUACUACACGUUCGUCUUGAGUGGCAAUUCAAGUGUUGCUGAAUUUGUUGCCAAACAUAGUGAUGUGAAGGGACGUAUUUUUACAUUGUGGAUGGAUGUCCCAGAGUCGUGGUUAGUGGAUAGCACCUACGCAAAAGAAGAUUUGGACAAUUUGAAACUAGAUGAAUGUGUCUCAAGCAAGUGCUAUGCUCGCUUCCAACUCGAAUACUUUGUUGCGUCUGGAACCUGUAUUGAUGAUAAUGGACGACCUGUUCGAGGACUACAAUUGCAACUUGUUCACAAACAUGGAAGAAAUGCUGAGAAUGUGGAUGAUACAACUUUGGUGAUGGCAAACUUUGGAUACUUCCAAUUGCGAGCCUCCACACCAAACAUUUAUCAUGUCAAGUUACCACAAGGAAGACACUCUCGCAUCUAUUCCAUUCAAUACACAAAACAAGUAGACUUUUAUUAUCAGGAAGAACUUCAAACCUCGGAUGGAUAUGGACCCGCUGAUACUGAAAAUUUCCAUAUUUCUGUUCACUCCUUUGAUGCUCCAUUUGAGAGAGUCGUCGUGAAACGAAAUGAAGGAAUGGAACACGAAGAUUUGUUGGCCCAAGAAUCGAUGAAUAAGGACGAAUCGAGUUGGUCCUCAUGGCUCACGAAAUCUUCUUCCUCUGGAGGAGACGAAAAUAAGACCAUUCACAUCUUUUCAUUGGCGUCUGGAAUUAUGUAUGAGAGAUUACUCAAAAUUAUGAUUCUCUCGGUGCGAAAACAUUUGAAGAGAAGUGGAGUCAAAGUCAAGUUCUGGUUCCUGAAACAAUUCUUGUCACCAUCCUUUAAACAAUUCUUACCAGAGUAUGCAAAAGCGUACAACUUUGAAUAUGGUCUGAUUAGUUAUCAAUGGCCUCAUUGGCUACACAAGCAACAAACCAAGCAACGUUUGAUUUGGGCCUAUAAGGUUCUCUUCCUCGAUGUUCUGUUCCCUCUGCAAGAAGUUCACAAAAUUAUUUUCGUGGAUGCCGAUCAAGUCUGUCGAACGGAUAUGUCUGAAUUGUUCUUUGACCUUGAUAUGCAAGGAAAAGCAUUGGCUUAUACACCAUUCUGUGACUCGAGAAAAGAGAUGGAAGGAUAUCGAUUCUGGAAGACUGGAUAUUGGUCCAAUCAUCUUGGAGGCAGGCCCUAUCACAUUUCUGCACUUUAUGUUGUGGAUAUUGAUUUAUUCAGAAGAAACUAUCAUGGAGAUCAAUUCAGAAUGGUCUAUGAUAAUCUCGCUCGAGAUCCAAACAGUUUAUCCAAUUUGGAUCAAGAUCUUCCAAACUAUGCCCAGCACAAUGUGCCUAUUCGUUCACUUCCUCAAGAGUGGUUGUGGUGUGAGACUUGGUGUUCUGACGAAAGUAAGCCAAAAGCUAAAACCAUUGAUCUCUGUAAUAAUCCAAUGACAAAGGAACACAAAUUGGCGAGUGCAAAGAGAAUUAUUCCUGAAUGGGUGGACUAUGAUAAUGAAAUUAAGGAAUUCCAAAAGAAAAUUGGUGCACAUUAA